CAGAGCUAAGUUAAGAAUUUAGUAUUUUUCGCUUCACCGGCGGGCGGCAACCUCGCCUUGGCCGCCCGUCGGACCUCAACCUAGUCCGCUAGAAUUUUCUACACAUACCUUGAAAUUUCUUCGAGUCCACCACCUUCAAUAAACCCAACUGAGACUACUCUGGCCUCAAGAGGAUUUGUCUCUCGUGAAACAAUCUGUUGGAGAGCAAGAAUUGACAAAGAGGCUGCAAGAAUUGGGUCUCUAGUCAUAUAUGGGGCUGCCACGUGUCCACCUUUCCCUUGAGCUCUUCCAUUAGAGCUCUAAAACAUUUUUUAGAGUCUUGGCAUUACAGAGAAGAAGAGAUGGAGAAGAUAGAGCAUAAGAGCAUAAGCGUGAAUGGCAUAAACAUGCACGUAGCAGAGACAGGUGAAGGACCAGCUGUCCUCUUUCUUCACGGCUUCCCUGAGCUAUGGUACUCAUGGCGCCACCAGAUGCUCUCUUUCUCCUCUUCCGGCUACAGAGCAAUCGCCCCCGAUCUCCGCGGCUACGGAGACACCGAUGCUCCUCCUUCCGCCACCAACUACACCGCCCUCCACAUCAUCGGCGAUCUCGUCUCCCUCCUCGACUCCUUGGAUCUCCACCAGAUCUUCACUUUCAAAUCAUUGCUACCCGAAGAUUGUUUGGAUGCUGCUGGUGGACCGCAUUCAUGUGGCUUUUUCAUCAUGGAAGAGCUGCACAAGACUUUCGAGUGUGGCUUGAAGUUGAAUGCUAUUCGUGAGUAGAAUUAUUACAUGGGAGAUUUGGUUAAAAUCUCUUUGUAAUAAAAUUUUAAUGCAUUAAAGACAAGCACAAAAAGUUUUCCUUGAAAAAUCUAAUACAUAUCACUAUUAUCAAAAUAUUAAACUUUAAAAUAACAUAUCUUUUGAUCUAGGAGUUGGUUUUUAAUAAAAUUAGUGUUUUUAAGAUAUUCUAAUUAAGAUCUAUCAAAUAAGAUUUAUGUUGACUAUGAAAUUCUUUUAAAAAAAAAAAAAAUUAUUACCGUUGAAAUUGAUGUAAAGAGUAACAUGUUAUUUUAUUUGACAGUAACAUAUUAUUCUGUUUCACAGUAACAUGUUACUUUUGUAAUAUUAUUCAAGAAAAAAAAAAUUAUUUGUCCUUAUUCAAUUGUGUAUUUUCUCUUUAAGAAAUUUAUGAAGUAAAAUAAAUUGGAUUAGCUUUUUUACCAAAUAACGAUCUAAUAAAAGAAUUUUGGCUAAAUUUCUUGUAUUACGUUUCCUUCUGUGCGCUGGUCUGGAUUUCAUAUUAUAUGGUAGUUUAGUUUGUUUAUUUGUUGUUUGAUACAUUAUAAAUGCCCUUGUGAACAUGGCCGGAAGUUUAUUGUUACUUUCAAGAUAGGGAAUAUGUAUUGCAACUUGCAAAUGAAGCCCCCUGUGUUUGAUUUAUUUGUUUGUUUA
Molecule: messenger RNA, 1433 nt
Organism: Camellia sinensis
Lineage: Eukaryota; Viridiplantae; Streptophyta; Magnoliopsida; Ericales; Theaceae
Source: RefSeq, a predicted model, not a curated record